Molecule: messenger RNA, 4140 nt
Organism: Paramisgurnus dabryanus
Lineage: Eukaryota; Metazoa; Chordata; Actinopteri; Cypriniformes; Cobitidae
Gene: cnot3b
Product: CCR4-NOT transcription complex, subunit 3b
Biological process (GO): regulation of DNA-templated transcription
Cellular component (GO): nucleus; CCR4-NOT core complex
Source: RefSeq, a predicted model, not a curated record
ACCAGCGGAGGAGGUGUUCCUGGUGGCCAUCUUUGAUGCGCGAAGUGAUUGUUUGGCGAAUAGAAAUAAUAGGAAAUAAAAAUAUAGCGUAAAAAGUUGGAAAAUUGUGCCGGAGCCGAAAGGAAUAUUAAGAGGAAGAGUGAAACUCGAGAAAAUAAGUAAAAGAAGGCAUGAAGAAAACAUCAUAGUCGAGACGUCAUGGCUGAUAAAAGGAAACUUCAAGGUGAAAUAGACAGAUGUUUAAAGAAAGUUGCAGAAGGUGUAGAGCAGUUUGAGGACGUUUGGAAAAAGCUCCACAAUGCAGCCAAUGCCAAUCAAAAAGAAAAAUAUGAAGCAGACCUCAAGAAAGAAAUAAAAAAAUUACAGCGGCUUCGAGACCAGAUUAAGACGUGGGUCGCCUCCAAUGAGAUCAAAGACAAAAAACAGCUAGUAGAAAACCGAAAACUCAUAGAAACGCAAAUGGAGCGUUUUAAAAUUGUUGAACGGGAGACCAAAACGAAAGCGUACUCUAAAGAGGGACUCGGUCUCGCUCAGAAAGUUGAUCCUGCACAAAAAGAGAAAGAAGAGAUCGGGCAGUGGUUAACGAGCAUGAUCGACACUUUGAACAUGCAAGUGGAUCAGUUUGAGAGUGAGGUAGAGUCACUGUCCGUCCAGACCAAGAAGAAAAAAGGAGAUAAGGAGAAGCAGGAUCGGAUCGAGGAGCUAAAACGAAUGAUCGAGCGGCACCGGUUUCACAUUCGCAUGCUCGAGACUAUCCUGAGAAUGCUGGACAACGAUUCGAUACAGGUGGACGCUAUCCGCAAGAUUAAAGACGAUGUAGAAUACUACCUUGAUUCUUCUCAGGAUCCAGACUUCGAAGAGAACGAGUUCAUCUACGAUGACAUUGAUAUGGAGGAGAUAAGUAAGUUUUUGUUUUUGCGGACAAGGAUUGCAUUGAAUGUUCUGUUCUCGAUCAUAAUUAUUUUUCACCAUCCAGCCCAGCCAGUAGUGGCCACAUCUCCGCCAGGCAACAUGGACGAUGAACUUUUCCAGCACUCCAGUUCUACGCCGACUUCCACGACAUCCUCUUCCCCCAUCCCUGUCUCGCCAGCUACUUGCACUACGAAUUCGGAAGAUGAAAAGAAAAGAGGUCGUUCGACAGACAGCGAAAUCAGUCAGUCACCUAUCAAGAAUGGAAAUCCAUCUUCAUCGCUAUCCUCCUCGUCCUCAUUAUCGUCAUCCUCGGGAGCCUCUUCAAACUCUUCGAUCUCAAUGGCAACCAUCACCAGCUGUGGAAGCUCAAUAUCAGGGGGCAACAUGGGAGUCUCUCCUCCAAACUCUAGCAGCUACAGUUCAGCAACCCAGCAACUAUCACAGCAAAACCAACUUCAGCACCAGCCCAAAACCCCCUCCCAGUCCAGCACAAGCUCUGCCUCCAUCAACAGUAUCUUACUCCCAACACCCAUCUCCACCUCACCACCCACAACCAGCAUACCAAGCCCUCAAACGCCCAUCUCCCAAAACCAGCCUACCGGUAUGUUGGGUUCCACCUCUGUUUUGGGCCUGGGAAAGGUUACAACAACAACAACGAGCGUUGCGAACCAGAUCCCCAGCCUGGCACUUUCAGGGAUGCCGGCAUCCUUAAGCAGCAUGGCUGGGUUUUUGAGCGGAUCUACGCCUUACGCGCAAGCGGCCGCAUCAGGUUCAGUUAGCGGUGGGCUGUCGGGGUCUCUCGGGACGAAUGUCAGCAGCACCAGCUCAAGUGGACUUGUAACCUCAUUGGGACCCAACGGAAGUCUAGGGUCCACAAACCUCUUGGGCUCAGGUGUUUUCGGUCUUGGGUCGACACAGUCUGUUGUGGAGCCUCUGGUGGGUCUUAGCCCUGUGGGAGGAGGAUUGACACCAGGGAGCAAUAUUGGAGUAAUAGGCAGCAACAUAGGGACCUCUGGGACUACAAGCUCAUCGGGUAUGGGAAGUGGAGUGUUACCUCAGCCGCCAAGUGGACCGAAACAAAAUGGUGGUACAAGUUAUAGUGCCGUGGUAGCAGACAGCACGUCAGACUCCACCCUCACUAGUGUCAGCCAAUCACAAAACAGCCAAUCCUCCUUAAAUUCGUCAACAAAUCAGCCUAAGGACAAUGGGUCCAGCCUUUUGGGGUUGAUGACUUUGCCGCCCAGCUCGCCCUCUCCAUCAUACAGCGAAAGUAAACCAGUUGGUGUAAGCCUGCUGAAUGGUCCUCACUCGUAUACACAGGCUGUCGACACCAUCAAGCCUCAGGAGCCUCUGAGCUCUUUAAAAUCCAUGGCAGAGAGGGUUGCUCAUGGCUCAGGGUUAGAAGGAGAGCUGUCUGCACUACAUAUCACUAGUGAUAUCUUCCCCAGCUCUACGACUCCUUCGGGCACUCCUGCAGUUCCUCAGCUAAUUCUGACGGAGGUGAACAUCGCCCCUUCGUUGGGUGUGUGCCCACUGGGCCCUGUCCCCCUUUCCAAAGAGCAGCUCUACCAGCAAGCCAUGCAAGAGUCUGCCUGGACGCACAUGCCUCGCCCGUCUGAUUCAGAGAGGAUCAGGCAGUACCUGAUGAGGAACCCCUGCCCAACACUGCCUUUCCACCACCAGGUGCCACCUUCUCAUUCUGACACUGUGGAGUUUUACCAGAGACUGUCUACAGAAACCCUCUUCUUCAUCUUUUACUAUUUAGAGGGUACGAAGGCACAGUAUCUAGCAGCCAAGGCCUUGAAGAAGCAGUCAUGGCGGUUUCACACAAAGUACAUGAUGUGGUUCCAGAGGCACGAGGAGCCUAAGACCAUCACGGAUGAGUUCGAGCAAGGGACAUACAUUUACUUCGACUAUGAGAAAUGGGGCCAGAGGAAGAAAGAAGGAUUUACAUUCGAGUAUAGAUAUCUCGAAGACCGAGACCUUCAGUGACAAACAGACAAACACCAAGAACGGAAGACUUCUGCCGACAUUCCGGACUGAAUCAACACGCACAUACACACUCUCUUUCAUUCACAAAAGUGGAGACCCAGAUGAAUGUGCGGGGCUGUUUUAUGUCUCGCUGGUGCAAAAAGCAUCUGGGGCUCCAAUCGUCCCCUUUGACGUGCCACUCCCUUUGUGACCCCGCCCCCUACUUCCAUUAGACCUGACAGCAUUGAAUCUCAACUUCUCACACCCACCUUAGGUCCUGCAAUUUUACGGAGCAUUAUUGCACCAAAGCAAUAUUUGAAGUAGCAGCAAGAUUACAAAAUACACAAAUAGGUCUGCAGAAUUGAUUUAGCCGCGACAUUAAACUGCAUAAGCGGUAAAAGCAUUUUCUGAGCUACAAUAAGCGUUAAUACCGUUGAAGUGAACAUCAGCUUAAAUUUUAUGGCAUAACCAUUUUUUGCCAUGCAGACAUGCCCAAAAAAGCGCAGGAUUUAAUUCAUACAUAUGCGCUUUAUAAUACAUGCCCUGUGUUUUAUUAGUGAUAUUUCUAACUUUGCUACCACUGUGAUGAGAGACUUGAGCCCCAGCUAAAGCACAUACUGUUAAAGGUGUGUUUAUAGGCAUUUACAAAUAGCAAAGAAACCAAGUCUCUCAGAAUUUGUGAGGUUGUGAUAAAGACUCUGUGAUCUGUGUUUAAUAUAAAUAUAUAUAGCUUUUUUGGGCUAAGAAAGGGAAUUAACCGACGUGUAUAUUAUUAGGCUAAAUAUAUAUCAGUGUUGUCACAUUUUUCACUAGAACCCAAGGACGCAUAGAUUUCACAUUUAACACUGUAUGUCUUACGACAUACUCAGAAAUUUCCAGCGUUUCAUGCAAAAUAUUGUUCCCCCUUUUUGUCUGUGCUGUACGGAUUUGCAACCAGAGAUAAUUUAGUGCUGCUGAGCGGGAUGUGGCCAUUUGUUUUAAAAUUUUAAAUUCGUCAAAAUUAGAGGCAUUCAACUAGUACAAAAUGCCCAUGCACACCAUCUUGUUUUUAUUGCAACGUUUAUCUUUCACGAUGAGCGUGUGGAAGAGAGCAGAAAUGUGAAGUAUAUAUAUAUUUUUUCCUAACUGGAAAAGUGUUGUACAGAACGUUUGUUCUCCCCGAUUUCAUUUGAACGGCAUGAGAAAUUACACUCGUGAAGUGGACUGGAGUAAAUAAAACCAUUGCAAUGAAAGUAAAGACUGUAAAAUAUAAAUAAA